AUGUUAUCUAGUGAUUCAUUACAAACAUCACCACCACCACCAUUAUCUAAAGUCUCAUCAUCAUCCUUCCAAUUAGUUUCAGCAUGUACGCGUAAACAAAAACGUCGACAACGCUAUGAAUCAAAUACAACUGAUAGUUCAUCAUCUCGAACUGUCAUUCGUCGAACAACAUCAUGGCGAUGGGUAAUUGUGUUUGGUUCAUUUUGUAUUCAUUUUGUUGCCGAUGGACUUCUCUUUUCGUUUGGUAUGCUUAUGCAUAUAAUUAAAGAUGAUCUUAAUCUUGAAUUACAUACUGUCGGUAUUAUUGCAUCAUUAUUUGCUAGUUUACCCCUUUUAUUAGCACCAUUAUGUAGUGCAAUGGUGAAUAAAAUUGGAUGUCGUAUUAUGACAAUGUUAGGUGGUUUUCUUUGUUCUGUUGGUUUAUUUUUAGCGGCAUACUUUGGUAAUUUCAUUGGCGCACUUAUGGGUAUUGGAAUAACUUGUGGUAUUGGUUUAUCGUUUGUAUAUGUUCCAGCAGUUGUUAUUGUAGCACAUUAUUUUGAUGAAAAUCGUGCUAUUGCAACAGCUGUUGCUGUUGGUGGAACUGGUAUUGGAAAUGCUGUUGUUGCCCAAUUAAUUCACGUAUUAAAUGACUAUUAUGAUGAUUGGAGAGAAACAACAUUAUUUUUAUCCGGUGUUCUAUUCACAAUCGUUUUAUUUGGAACACUUUUUCGUCCUGCUCAAUUUGAAUUUCAUCGUAAAAAUAAAAAUUAUCAUCAUACAAUGAAUGAUAAACGUUUACCACCAUCAUGUAUGACAUCAAUUGAAAAAUUACAACGUUUUGUAAAUGAAAUGGAGAAACAACGUGCAUCACGUCAAACAAAUCAAAAUGUUAGUAUAUCAUUAUCAAAUAAUGAACGAUUAUCAACAGUAAAUAAUGAUAAUGAUUCAAUAUCGAUUGCAAAUGAAUCUGAUUUAUUUGAUUCGUAUUCAGCAGAUGAUAUAACAGAAAUUCAACAUGAAAAUGGUUUAAAAAUCGAUAUUGUUACAUUUCGAGAAAAAAUUUUUAAUGAUAUGACAUUUAUUAAUGAACGAUGGAAAAAAAUAGCGAAAAAACAAGGUGAAACAGGAACUAAUUCAAAAUUAUUUCGUAUGCCUAAUUUUCGUUAUUUAAUAUCAAAUAAAGUAAAAGAACGAAAUAAUACAUUAAUGAUUCCAAAUCAAAAUACAAAUGUAUUAAUUGAUAAAAUAAAUCCAUUAUCUCAUCGUAGUCAUCAUAAUGGGCAAAAUCAACAAGUACCUGUCAUAAAUGAACAAAAACAAAAUGAGGUUUUAUCUCAAACACCAUUGGAAGAAAUUACUAAUAAAAAAGAAACAACGACAAAACCAGAAUGUAUUGAUUUGUUACCAAUGUCAAAUAAAGAGACUGUUUUAUCUCGACAUCCUUCAAUUCGUUUUCGUUGUCUUGCACUAGAUAAACAACAACAACAUUUAUUACAAGUUUAUUAUCAACCAAUUAAUCAAAAAGAUAUUUUUUAUCCUGGUAAUGUACCAAAAAAACUAUCCAAUAAAUCACAAGCAUUAUCAGCAACAAGUUGUCCUGAUUUAAUACAACCAUAUUUUUAUGAAGAAUCGGCAACAUCAAUUUCAAGUUCAUCAUCAGAAUCUGACGAUGAAAAUGGUUCACUACAUCAUCAUCGACAUCGUCGAUUACUAUUUUAUCGUAGAGGUUUAACAUUUCUUCAUACAUUACGUCGUAUGUUAGGUUUACAAUUAUUUCGUGAUUAUCGUUAUGUAUUAAUAUUUAUAUCACAAUUUCUAUUUUAUUUAUGUUAUGAUUUAAUUUAUUUAUUCCCAGUCGAUUAUGGAGAAACAGUUAUUGGUUAUUCAAAAAGACAAAUGACUAUGUUAGUUACGAUUCUUGGUGUAGGUCAAUUUUUUGGACAACUCUUUUUUGGUUUUUUGGCAAAUUAUUCAUUUAUUGAUGAAUUAAUUCUUUAUAAUGUUGGUGCAAUACUUUGUAGUGUUGCAAGUUGUCUUAUACCAUUUGUUGCUUAUUCAUAUAUUGCAUUAAUAAUGACAAUUCUUCUCUUUGGACUUUCAGUAUCAGCAAAUUAUGCAUUAACAUCUAUUAUACUGGCAAAUAUGUGGGGUUUAGAAUUAUUAACAUCAGCUUAUGGACUUAUUUUACUUGGACAAGGUUUAUCAUCUUUAUUUGGGCCCGUUUUGGGAGGUUGGAUUGCUGAACAUUAUGGAUAUAAAGCAUCAUUGAUUUUAGCUGGAGUAUUUAUGGGUCUAUCCGGUGGUGUUACAAUUAUUUUAUAUAUACUUCAAUGUUUUUAUAAACAAAAAAAACAUACAGAAAAUGAAACGACGGUGAAAACGAAUACAACGAUUGUCACGUCAGAUAAUCUCGGAUGA
Molecule: messenger RNA, 2400 nt
Organism: Rotaria sordida
Lineage: Eukaryota; Metazoa; Rotifera; Eurotatoria; Philodinida; Philodinidae
Source: the annotation of a GenBank genome assembly